Molecule: messenger RNA, 1579 nt
Organism: Paramisgurnus dabryanus
Lineage: Eukaryota; Metazoa; Chordata; Actinopteri; Cypriniformes; Cobitidae
Product: glutathione S-transferase 3-like
Biological process (GO): glutathione metabolic process
Molecular function (GO): glutathione transferase activity
Source: RefSeq, a predicted model, not a curated record
AAAAAAAGUUGUAUAAUUUUAUGUAAUUUUAGCGGUGGGGUAAAAGUCAACAUAUAGAAAUGUAAGUGUUGUCGAGGGCGUGUGUAAUUUGUCCUGAAGGUGUCCCACGCCCAAAAACUCAAAUAUAAGAAGGGUACAGGAAUCUUGUAGUAGUACUGAUUUACAGGAUCACUGAAGGGCUGUUGAGUUACUGUUGAGAAGUGGUGAACUGUUUAACUUUGUGAAAAUGUCUGGAAAGAUUGUGUUGUAUUACUUCAAUGGAAGAGGGAAAAUGGAGUCAAUCCGAUGGCUCUUGGCUGCAGCUGGAGCUGAGUUUGAGGAGGUGUUUAUAACCAAAAAGGAAGAUUAUGAUAAGCUGGUCAAUGACGGAUCCCUGAUGUUUCAGCAGGUACCUUUGGUUGAAAUGGAUGGAAUGCAGCUUGUGCAGACAAAAGCGAUCUUAAACUACAUUGCUGGAAAAUACAACCUCUAUGGAAAGGACCUCAAAGAGCGGGCAAUGAUUGACAUGUACGUUGAAGGAAUCACUGAGGUAGGAGAUACGAUUUUAUCGCUGCCUUUCUUACCACCUGACAACAAGAAGAAACAGCUGGAGAAAAUAGAGAGCAAAGCAAAAGAACGUUUGCUUACAUUGUUUGAAAAGAUUCUCGCGAACAGUCAGUUCCUUGUUGGAAACCAGUUAAGCCGUGCCGAUGUUCUUCUCCUUGAGGUCACUCUACUGCUGCAGGAAUCUUUCCCUACAAUACUUUCAUCCUAUCCCAAAAUACAGGAAUUCCAGGGCAGAAUAAAAGCCUUACCCACAAUCAACAAGUUCCUCCAGCCUGGCAGUGCAAGGAAGCCGCCACCUGAUGAGGUCUAUGUGAAAACCGUCAUGGAGGUGUUAGCCCACCUUUUUAAGUAGGAGGUUCAUAAAAAAUUCAUUUACAAUUCAUGGACCAAUAUGAGAUUGAAAAAUUAAUUCUGUUAAUCGUUAUUGAACUUUUUAUACAUUCUGCUCAGUGUUAAAUCUGUAUAUAUGUGCAGUUGAAAGUUGCAAUAGCUUUUACAGGUUGUAAUCUUUCAGUGUUUUAUUUUAUAUAAAUGCUAGGAAGAUUAAGUUACUUGUGUCCAUAAACGCACUAAAACAUUUUGUCAUACGUUAACAUUCCUCAUAUGUCUCAUCAACUAAUGCACCAGGACAAAUACAUCUGGAAUAUACAUGAAUACGUAUUGUUCACAAUGAUAAUACUGUAAAAUGCAACUACUGUUUAAACUGUUUAGACUGUUCAUAUUUUCAGAAUAGUCCAAAUGUGGUCCAUCCACUUGUAAAUCAGGAGCUGAAAAUAUUUAAAAGCCUUGUACACAAACCAUCAGCAUCAGUCAAAGACUACUAAAGCAUGCAACGAAUUACAGUGGUGCAUUGACAAACAAGUCAGCAUCUGCACUAGAAAUGUGAUGUUGAAAGUGAGUUUUUUAUGCAUGAAUUUUAUUUCAAUUUUUGUUUAAUUUGGGGUCAACCUAAUACAAAUUCCUGGUGUGUUUUUUGUGGUUUAUUGGUGCAUGUUAUACUAAAUUAAUACAAUAAAAAACUUUUAUCAAAGUG